This is a messenger RNA of Fusarium graminearum PH-1, 1200 nucleotides long. RefSeq lists its product as uncharacterized. Lineage: Eukaryota; Fungi; Ascomycota; Sordariomycetes; Hypocreales; Nectriaceae. The transcript is spliced from 9 exons. The coding region runs from base 1 to 1200 and encodes 399 amino acids. The record is from RefSeq and is a predicted model, not a curated record.
AUGGCUGAAGCUCCUAUGUCUGGCCCAGCAGCUGGACUAAACUUAUUGACACCUGCGAGUAACCCACUUGUCAUAGUUUAUUCCAUGAAAGCAUCUUCUCAUCUCGGGCAGUUAGGCUAUCUGGUUGAAGCUUCUUUAGCAGUCACCUGCAUCAUAGGGUUUAUUGUUGCUAUUAACUUACCUCGGCGGAUGCUCUAUUAUGUACUACCACACGUUUUCUUGAUCAUCGAUCCUUUUGACACAACGCAUAACAUUUACCUAAAGAUGAAGUCGCACGUAGCGAUGUGUUACAUAACUGGGACGUCUGAGAUGACCGACGCCGAGCGCCAUAGCCGUUACAGAAAACAUCUCGCGAACCGAGAAUGCACGACCAGGACACGCUGGUCCACUGCAUUAGAAAACGAGGAAACAACACUCGAACAUGCUAUGAAUACACGCAUACAGACACCCGAUACCGACCCAAGUAACAGACAACGAAUUCGUAGUUCACCAAGCCCAGAUGUAUUGGCAAGAGAAGAGGAUUUCACUUAUUCAACAUCAUCGGCUGGGAACGGUAUCGACAGAGAAGUGGGCGCUGUUCGUCUACCCAUUCGCACACGGUUCGCCAACGUGAUCAACGAUACCAUCCAUCAAGAUGACAACGAGGGCAGGACGGUCCAGCAACUUCUUACGACAGUUACCCCUCGGCUGGAAUGUGCCAUUAUUCGCAGUGACGAGUAUUCGUUACAUUCUGCAGCAAGAUCAAGACAGAUAUGUCAGACGCAAAUGAGCGAACAGCAGGCUGACUGGCAGUCUAAGCCAGGGGUGCCAACGCGCAACUCAGAGCGAGAAUCUACUCAUGACCGUUACCAGGACUCUUUAGAAACCACCAAUCGUACGGUGGAUACCGAGACGAUGGCCUCAAUGAUUGCAGCAGAGCUCAACGUUACGCCCCCACGAAGAAAUUUGUCUGUAUACAGCGAUGCUCUACCUGUGAAUGGACAGCCGCAAACACCAAGGCAGCUGCUGGAGGCCCGUCACCAAAGCCGAUUUAACGGAGCCUAUACCGCGCCAGUUCGAGGCAGACGCAUAGAGGCCGAUGUAGGCGAUGCGCCAGUUACAGUGAGACGAAGGCGAGCUGGACGCAAUACUAGCUUGGUAGGGUUGAGCCUAGAGCUGCACGGUUUACACGAAGACAGUCAAAACACUGACGAUGUUUGA